AUGUACAUCCCUGCAUCCACAGCGACAUUCCUACAGUCUGUGCGCGGCUCGCCGAUGGGCUGCUCGUCAUCGGCAGCUGCAGCUGAGCAAGACCAGGCCAUGUUCAACCGGCUUCCGCCAUUCUCACUGCGCAUGCAAAUGCCCAGCAAGCGCAACAGCAGCUACUAUGCACACAAGCAGCAGCAACAUAUGAUGGUGGUGAGCAAAAAGACUGUGCCCGCUACUCCCUCAGUCGUGCGCAAGGGUACUGGCGAGAUCGUCCGCCCAUGCUUGCGCAAGCGCAGCAACACUACGGCCAGCGUGCCUGAUUAUAGCGAGCAGCAGCGUCUUUGCAGUGGCGAUCGGACAAUAGCCAUGUCACACAUGCGCGCUCCUCGGUUUGUCCACUUUGGCGCCGACCUUGAGUGCGUGCGGUGGUUCCUCAAAGCCCAGAGCCCACAAUCUGUGUGCGAAGACGCUAUGCCUGAUUACGGCUUUUCUGACAGCGAGUGCCCUUGCGCUGCUUCUCCGCCCAAGAAGCAGCAGCAACCGUUGACUGUGCGCCUCACUCCGUUGCGCCGCCCGACACCCUCCUUCUCCACAUUUGAAGACUCUCCCGUCGUGCUUGAGCGCGUCGAGCUGGCUGACAACAAGCGCUGCUCCGCUGCCCUGCGUGGUACCAUUAAGGUACACAACAUUGCGUUUGAAAAGGCUGUGGUUGUUCGCUACUCGUUUGAUCAGUGGCGGUCGGUUCAUGAGAUUAGCGCCGAGUUUAGCCACACGCUGGUCGAGAAUCAAGGCGGACGCCCAGGCGUUGACCGCUUUGUCUUUGGCAUGGCUCUGCCCGAGUCGGUCACUGAGAAUCUGCCGACUACCAUUGCCAUGUGCGUGCGCUAUAACGUUGCCGGCAGCGAGCAUUGGGACAACAACGGCGGCACCAAUUUCAUGUUCAAGCUGGCUCCGCCUGCCAUACCAGCUAUUGCCGACGAGGACGCUGACAUGGAUACUGUGCCUACCACUCGCAGCUCUUCUGAGCUGUACGCGCCGCGGCGUCUGACAUUUGGCGGGCAGCAGCAGCAGCCCAUUGCACCUGGAUUGCCUUCAUUUGCCUCGCCCACAGCUGCUGAUACGCGCAGGUACAUGGCGCAGUCAGCGGCUGUAUUUGGUGCAUCAUCAUAUUCUUCAUCGCCAUCUGCAGGCAGUAGGCUGGGCGCUCAGGCGGAUGGAUUCUCGUCUCCCGCGGCGUACAUGCAUCCGGCAUUGUGCACCGUGCAGCAGCCAGAAUUGCCAUUGUACGAGGACAUGGCAUGGUGUGGUGGUGAUUUUGCCACUGCUUCCUUGUCAUCUUCUGGUGCAUCAUAUUACGGCGGGUAUUCUCCCUCGUUUAUGGCUGGCUCUCCUGCAUCUAUGUCUCGGUCAUCAUCGCCUUUGGCUGCUCCCUUGCGCACGGUCAGCCCUAUUCGCCACGCUGUUUUUGAUUCUGAAGGCACUGUGCGGACUGGAUCCCCAUUGUCUUGGUCUCGCACCACAACUGCGUCGGCGCUUCACUGCUGA
This is a messenger RNA of Kickxella alabastrina, 1533 nucleotides long. RefSeq names its product putative phosphatase regulatory subunit-domain-containing protein. The coding region runs from base 1 to 1533 and encodes 510 amino acids. Gene Ontology annotation, biological process: regulation of glycogen biosynthetic process. The record is from RefSeq and is a predicted model, not a curated record. Gene Ontology annotation, molecular function: glycogen binding; protein phosphatase 1 binding. Gene Ontology annotation, cellular component: protein phosphatase type 1 complex. The transcript has a single exon. Lineage: Eukaryota; Fungi; Kickxellomycota; Kickxellomycetes; Kickxellales; Kickxellaceae.